ACAUAUUAGAUUCACCGAGCCCCACUCCUCCUGGAGGAGGCGGAGGCGUUGUCGGUGGUGACAGGGCAGAAGGAGACCUCAGAGAGCGACAGGUUGUCCAGGAGCUUUGGUUUAUUGUGGUGAUGGCCUCCAUCGCCCUGCUGCUUCUGGCCAUCCUGCUAGGAGUCAUGCUUCAUAGGGCCCUGAAUAAACCACCCCUGACGAGGGAGAGACCUCCUUUAACUGCCCUCCCCAUGCAGAAGAGGAGUCCCAUGGCUGUGUACCCACCCAGCAACUCUGUCUUGUUUGACACGGUGCCUGACACCACCGCCUUCUCCAGCAGUGUGACCCUAAAGCGCUUCUCCAUGAAGAUUGAGGAGAUUCUGGAGGCUAAAUGUGAGCCGGCUGAAGGGAUGGAUACAGGGGAAGAAUUGGGUGUCCUUAGUGUGAACUCUCUGCGACGCAGCAUCAGCCAAGUGAUAGACGGGAAGUCUCUCACAGGAGAUGACGAUGUUUGGGACCCGAACAUCUCAGCCCAUGACAGUGGGAUGUUUAUGGAGGAUGAGGAAUUUGUGGACACCAUCAAAGGCUUCAGCACCGUGAGAAAAGAGCACACCAUGUUCACAGACACCAACCUGUGACCUGAUGAUGAACAUUUUACCCUCACAGCUCAGUCAGGAGGCUCUAGAUCCUGACCAGAGUGGAUCCUGCAUCAGUCACUCUGAUGUGUCUAAAGGAAGAGACGCCUCAAGUGAAAGAUCCAGAGGAACAAGAAGAACAUGAGAUGGUCCUGAAAAUGAAGCAGGUGGACAUCUUUUUGUAGGAAUAUAUUAAAGACAUCCAACAGUAACAAUAUUAAUCCAACUGGAGAUAUUUACUGCCCAUG
Messenger RNA from Cyprinodon tularosa, 865 nucleotides. Its product is annotated as usherin. The transcript is spliced from 6 exons. The coding region runs from base 123 to 620 and encodes 165 amino acids. Lineage: Eukaryota; Metazoa; Chordata; Actinopteri; Cyprinodontiformes; Cyprinodontidae. The record is from RefSeq and is a predicted model, not a curated record.